AUUCCUGCUGAGAGAGAGCCAAAGUGUUUUCCAGUUCCAGAAGUGGAUUUUUUCAGCCAUACACACCCAGCCAGCUGUGAGUACUGCACCAGAAUCCACGCUCUUCUGGAGUGAUUGUUGCCCUUCUUCCCCUCAGGCAGGACCAUGGCUGUACCAUCUCUUCUUCUCUUCACUGCUCUCCUCAGCCUCUCCUGUGCUCAGCAGCAAGCGCUGCUGGAAUACCUAGAGAGGAGACUCUUAGCCAUAGAGGAUCGCAUCUCCCUGUGGCACGAUCAGACUAACCGUUACGCAACGGAGCUUCGCGAGUUCAAGCAGCAGAUAGUGGGCCUUCUGGAGAACGUGGAGAAGGAGCGCGAGGGGCUGCGCAGUGACCUAGAGAACACCAACACGCGGGUGGACCGUAUCGAGCGAGAAAUGGACUACCUGGAAACACAGAACCACUCACCGCCCUGCGUGGAGGUGGAUGAAAAGCUGGUAGAGCAACAGGUGACCAACGUGAAAGAGAAACAGAAGGACAAAUACGACAAGCUCACGGAUUGCAGGGAUAUGAUAUCUAGCAUCAAAGCCAUGAAGAUCUUAAAGAGAAUGGGAGGCCCCAAAGGCACGUGGACAAAAGACACAAAGACGGCAUCUGAAAAGGUGUACAUCUUUAAUGGCACCAUGGGUGAAACACUGUAUGAGUUCAGCACCAUUCGUGAGUUCACAUCCUCAUCAGGCAUCUCCAAAGCAAAGCAGAUAAAGCUGCCCUUUCCCUGGGGAGGUAUGGGACACAUAGUCUAUAAUGGAUAUGCAUACUAUGUGAAGGAAGGAAAGGAAUUCCAGGUGAUCAAAUAUGACUUGAAAAAUGAAACAGUGGUGGACAGCGCAGUAUUCCCAGCUGAAGAACAAGUCCCAGUCUACGGCCUUUCUCCGGAAACCUACAUAGACCUUGCAGCAGAUGAAGAGGGGCUGUGGGCCCUGUAUGCCACCAAGGAGAACGAAAAAAAUAUCUGCCUGGCUAAGAUGGACCCCAGGACACUUGAUAUUGAACAGAUGUGGGACACGCCAUGCCAGAGAGAAAACGCUGAGGCUGCGUUCGUCAUCUGUGGCACAGUGUACGUGGUUUACAACACCAAGCUGGCCAGUCGCUCCCGGGUGCAGUGCGUCUUUGAUGUCAGCGACAUGGUGACCAAUGAGGAUGCCCCGCUAGUGUACUUCCCCAAACGCUAUGGUUCGCACUCCAGCCUGAAGUACAACCCUCGGGAGAAGCAAAUCUAUGCCUGGGAUGAUGGGUAUCAGAUCUUCUACAAGCUUAACAUGAAGAAAAAACUGGAGGUGUGAGAUACGUUGAUCCUUUUAGUUCUGAUGUCUUCAGCUUCUUGUUUAUAGAGAAAUGUCUUAACAAUCAAACUAAAAGCAAUAAGAGGUGUAUUUGUACUUUUAAUGAACCCGUCACUCCCAAAUUAUAAUCUGCUCCAUGAUUUUCCCACAGUAUGUAUUGGUCUUUUUUGAGGACUUUUGUGGCCGAUUGCUUGAAUGCCCAUUAUGAUUAACAGGACUGUUUUGAUGCAAUAAAAAAUAUUUCACAGCAGAUCAUGGAAGUAACAGGUGGCACAGUGAUAUAACAGUUUCCUCACAGCUCUAGGUUCUGGGUUACAAUUCGGUCCAGGAUGCCUUUUAUGUGGAGCUUUUAUUUUAUUCUUGUACCUGUGUAACUUUUUAUUCUCAGUCCUUAGACACACCAUUUGUGUUCACAUGUGUGUGUCUGGCCUGUGAUUAAGCAGUGUCCUUUGGAAGGUACUGUAUAGUCCUACCUUGGACUCUACAGUAUGUCUGCAAGGUUAGGCUGCAACUCAUUGUGAUAAAGAGCUCUCAAGGAAAUCGAAUAAUGGCUAAUGCAAUUUGUUUUCUAAACCCAACUCUCACUAUAUUCUGUGCCUGCCAUUUUCACAAAUGAGAAGAAAAAGACUAAAUUUUAUCUGGAAAUAAUCUGAGUUAUGCUAUUUAAAUCAGCCAGUGAAGUGGAAAAAGCAAUAUAAAUGUUAAAAUUAUUAUGCAGAUUAGUUGCACUUAAGGUUUUAUACUUUAAAGGAUCAUUUAAAAAUAAUUCCAGAUGCAUUAAAAAUAACAAUUUAUACUUUUUUUCUUAUAGUGUAAUGGAUAUCAUUUAUUUUUUUGAUUGAAUACAGUAUUUACACUAUUAUCUACUAUGUUUGCUCAAUCAUUAGUCCUAUUUUUCCACAAUCUGUAGCAGUACAUUUUCUUUUCUUAUGUCUAUUUUGACUGAUUGAUUUUGACUGAUAUUUGAACAGAUAUUUUCUAGGACAUAUUAAUGUAGAUCCUGAAUUUUUAUGUAAUUUCAACCAGUUGUGUAUCAUUCAACUUCAAUCUUUAAACACCCUGUAUAUUUCUAAAAUUAGAGCACCUCUAGAAAUUAAAAUGUAUUUUGUUAGGUCAAUAGGUUCUGUAUGUCAAAGUAUAACAUGGUUUUUGUAUAUUCUUCCAUGUUGUAUGUGAUUAGUUAACACCGAUGGAGUAUUAGUUUCUGAUUCUAUAGUGUAUGUUCCAAAAUGUCAUACAAAAUAAUAAAAAGUUAAUUUUGCUACUUUUA
Molecule: messenger RNA, 2590 nt
Organism: Lepisosteus oculatus (spotted gar)
Lineage: Eukaryota; Metazoa; Chordata; Actinopteri; Semionotiformes; Lepisosteidae
Gene: olfml3b
Product: olfactomedin-like 3b
Biological process (GO): signal transduction
Source: RefSeq, a predicted model, not a curated record